GGAAUGAGUUGAAUUACUUGAAAGACAAGAAGAAGAAGAAGAACAAUAACAAAGCAACUCAGAGUUCGAGUUCAUAUAAAUUCACUUCAAACACUUUUUUCUUUUAUUAAUCCAAACGACGGAGAAAUCCCACCCACUGUUCUUCCAAAUCCUGGCCAAUUAGAAAAGAAUCCUCUGGGCUCUCUUUGCUUUUCGCGAAUCUUCCUUUUAGAGCUCUCUUUGAUAUAUAACUUUCCGAAAAGGGUAUUGGGUUUCUUGUAGCGAUUGAAAAUUCCCCUGUUUUUGAGAGAAGAACGCAUCAUCGAAUCAAACCAUUUGGGAAGAUGGUUCAGAGAAUUGUGGCGAACAAAUUUGGAGUUCAAAGUGGUGUUAAAGGGGAGAGGAGAGUUGCGAGCUUCAAAACUAGUUCUUCUUUUUGUUCUUCUGGUUCUUCCGCUCAAAACCCAGAUGGCAAAAACAGAGUAGUUGAUUUGAAGAAGAAGAUGAAGAAAUCACGAGCUAUCCAGCUUUCGGAUUUGGAUAUCAGCUUAACAUCAUCGCCGAUUAGAAAGAACAUAUCUCUGCCUGGUAAACCGCCACCGAUUUGUUCGAAUGUUUCGGAAAUCAAGCAGAAACAGAAUCAGAAUCAGAAUCAGCCAUCCAUGAUUAGAACCAGCGAUGGUUCGCCGAAUUACAUGAAAUCCACGAGCUGUUUUGAUGCAAGGAAAGAGGUUUCUCAGGUGAGUUCUCGAAUUUGUAGUGAUAUUAAGAAACCCAGAAGGAGGAGUUUAGAGAAUUCUGCUCAUGGCUCUGUUACUGGCCUUAAGCCUACAAGGUGUUUGACAAAAUGCUCCAGUGAAAAACUGGUUAGGACUUUGACAAAGACGCCUAGUUUUAAGAAGUCCUCGAGGGUGGCUCUGUGUGCAGAUAUGAAUUCUCAUAGAGCUACCUGUUCUUCCACUCUUAAAGACUCUAAGUUUCCAGCAUACCUCAUGCUGAGCCAUGGGGCUACUGAGUCUGAAGGAACUUCAACCAUGAAAGUUUGUCCUUACACUUACUGCUCGCUUAAUGGCCAUAGACAUGCUCCGGUGCCUCCAUUGAAGUGUUUCUUGUCUGCAAGGAGACGUUUGUUGAAGACCCAGAAGAAUUUAAAAGUUGAGCCAUCUGGUUGUGGAGUGAAAAGGGUUGAUAAUGCUGGUGGGGAAGUGCUAGAUGAAGAUAUGAUCCCGGAAGUUUUGGUAAACGAUGGUGGGUUGGAUUUUUUCAUUGAAAUUUUUUCUGAAAAUAAGGUUGAGGGUGCUGGAUCAGUCAAUAGGGUAAUGAAUGAAGAUUGUGCUGGUGUUUCAUGUUAUGACGUGCGUGAUGAAGCGGAGUUGAAUGGUGAAGGAGACAGUGAACCGGUCGUAGAGAACAUCUCCGAUGGAUCCAUGGACUCUGAGGUUGGUUUAGGUGAAGAUAGUGCUGGAUCAGUCAAUCUACAUAGCGUAAUGGACGGAGAUUGUGCUGGUGUUUCAUCUUAUAACGUGCGCGAUGAAGCGGAGUUGAAUGAUGAAGGAGAUAGCAAACCGGUCGUAGAGAGCAUCUACGAUGGAUCCAUGGACUCUGAGGUUGGUUUAGGUGAAGAUGGUGCUGGAUCAGUUAAUCUAGAUAGCGUAAUGAAUGGAGAUUGUGCUGGUGUUUCGUCUUGUAACGUGCGCGAUGAAGCGGAGUUGAAUGAUGAGGGAGAUAACAAACCGGUCGUAGAGAACAUCUCUGAUGGAUCCAUGGACUCUGAGGUAACCGAAGGAAUCUUCUUCCAUGGUGAUGAGUAUGAGGACAAUACCAGUUCGACCGAUACCGAUAUGGAAGAGUGGGAGGAGCAACAGUUCUUGAGCAUGGAAAGUGAUGGUUUGGAUGAGCUUGAAGAUCAAUCAGAAGAGACUCAUUUGCAGAAUGGAGAACUUGCUGGAUUUGGAACAGAGAAACAGCUCCCGGACAAUGAUCUCGUCUUACAAGAGGAAUUACUCGAUGCCGAUAUCGAUACGGAUACCGAUACUAAUACCGAUAAUCAAAUAGACAGCCAAGAAAAGCUUGAUGAUUCAAACCAUGGAGAUGAGGCUGAAAAUUCUGUUCAAGAAAAUUCUAACCAAUCUCUAGAAGCUCACUUGUCUGAUGAACAAUGCCAAGAUAUCUCUGUCACUGAAACAUCAGCAGUCCUGGAAAUCACAGGUAAUGAGGAGCUUAGUGAUUUGAAGAUGCAAGAAACUUCUUCGAACGAUAACAGCAUCGUGCCAGUCGACAUCGUGGAAGGUAAAGAAGCAGCAAAGUUAUCCCGCACCGCAGUCGACUCGAGCCAAGAACUUGAUCUUUGGAGCAAGAACUGGGAAGUGAAUCCAAGAAGCAAAAGGGUAGGAGAAGAAUCAGAAGAUCCAAGGAGCUUCAAUCCACGAGAACCCAAUUACUUGCCAUUGGUGGCAGACCCGGAAGCAGAGAAGGUAGAUCUCAAGCAUCAGCUGAUAGAUGACAGGAAAAAUGCAGAAGAAUGGAUGGUUGAUUACGCGCUCCGACGAACCGUCACGAAACUCGCCCCAGCUAAAAAGAAGAAGGUGGCGCUGCUCGUCGAGGCUUUCGAGUCAGUCAUGCCGACAACAUCGAGAUACGAAUUCCAUGUUCGGAAUCAUGCUUCUCGAGCUUUUACUCCGGCCAAACGCAUUCAAGCUUGUUUUUGAUGGUAGCAGUAGAGGUAAACCUCCAAACUCCAUCUUACAAAGUUCAUUCAACUUGGUUGUAGUGUUGAACUUGGUUGUAUGUUUAGGAUGUUAGAGAAGCUAGAUGAACUAAUUUUGAGGUCUAAUAGGAGUGUGACGAUACUAAACCGUGUUAGAACGACAUCUAAGUACAGUUGAAGGAGAACUCGGUCAUUCAACUUUAGCUAGCUAAAGAAGGAACGAAUCAUGUCACUCGACGUUAUGACGUCGUGGCAGGGAGAUUAUCUGUGCUUCCAUGCAUCCCUGUUGAUGAACUACUAGGUUUGGGAGUUUGUCAUUGUGUGUCUCCUAAAUGCAUCUUCAUUCAUAGGAUGUAAUUUGUGUGUGGUUGUGAUGAAGGUGUACAAUCAAAACCUAUGCUAAUCUCAUGAACUUUCUUUUAAUCA
Cucurbita moschata (crookneck pumpkin) is the source of this 3112-nucleotide messenger RNA. RefSeq names its product calmodulin binding protein PICBP-like. NCBI's taxonomy places the organism in Eukaryota, Viridiplantae, Streptophyta, Magnoliopsida, Cucurbitales, Cucurbitaceae. The coding region runs from base 324 to 2687 and encodes 787 amino acids. The record is from RefSeq and is a predicted model, not a curated record. Gene Ontology annotation, molecular function: calmodulin binding. The transcript has a single exon.